AUGUAUGCUUUGAGAAUACUACACUUUGACAUUUAUGUAUAUGUCGAGAUCAACGUUCGAACAUCGAAAUUGAAAUUGCAAUCAGUUCAAUUCGUAUAGUUCCAUUCGAUAAAAUAGAGAACGUGUCAGAGACGCUUGGACGCCAUGAUGGACGGUAUAUGUGAUACUGCUGACAUUUUAAAUAACGUUCCUCCCAAAAAGACAAUUCAUACUGACAAUGUAGACCUCUCUGACAAGUCAUUACAAGUAGAUAUUUCGGAUGCUCUUAGUGAAAAGGAUAAAGUAAAAUUCACUGUACAUACGACAACUACAUUGCCAGAAUUUCAAAAGCCAGAUAACCUAGUUGUAAGGCAACACGAAGAGUUUGUAUGGUUACAUGACCGAUUUGAGGAAAAUGAAGAGUAUGCUGGUUAUAUUAUUCCUCCUUGCCCACCACGACCAGAUUUUGACGCAUCUCGUGAGAAAUUACAAAAACUUGGAGAGGGUGAAGGUAACAUGACACGUGAAGAGUUUAAUAAAAUGAAACAAGAAUUGGAAGCUGAAUACCUGGCGACAUUUAAAAAAACUGUUGCAAUGCACGAGAUGUUUCUAACUAGACUGGCACAUCAUCCAGUUUUUCGUAAUGAUCAUAAUUUAAGAGUGUUCUUGGAAUAUGAUCAGGAUCUUUGUGUAAGAGGAAAAAAUAAAAUGGAAAUGUUUGGUGGUUUGGUAAAGUCAUUUUCUACUACGACAGAUGAAUAUUAUUUGUCUGCAACAGUGAAAGAUGUAAAUGAUUUUUUUGAUCAAGAAAUGUCAUUUUUACAAACCUAUCAUCAUAAUUUAAAAGAAGCAACAGCUCGUUCAGAUCGGCAGACUGCCAAGCACAAAGACGUAGCAGAUUCAUAUAUUAAAAUUUCCACAAAUCUUUUGCAAUUAGCUACAACUGAUACUGGUAAAUUGGAAAGAUUUUUAACAAAAAUAGCAGAAAUGUUCGAGAAGUUAAGGAAAGUAGAGGGACGAGUAGCAUCUGAUGAAGAUUUAAAAUUGUCAGACACUCUGCGUUACUAUAUGAGGGAUACAGCUGCAGCCAAACGGCUUUUGUUUAGAAGAUUAAAAGCUUUACACGCGUAUGAAUCUGCAAACCGUGCUCUUGAAAAAGCUCGUGCCAAAAACAAAGAUGUUCACGCUGCAGUGGAAGUUGCUGAGGCGGAACAAGCUCAAACAGAAGCCUGUGAAAAAUUUGAGCAAAUGUCAGAAAAAGGAAAAGAAGAAUUGACAGAUUUUAAAACGAGGAGAGUAACUGCUUUUAGAAAGAAUCUGAUUGAAUUAACUGAACUUGAAAUAAAACAUGCAAAAGCACACGCGGAAUUGCUCAAAAAGUGUUUAACUGUCUUACGAGAAGAGUGAUCCAAUUUUAUAAUUUUUAUUGUGAAGAUUACUGUGUAAUCUAUAUGAAGAUAACAAUCUAUUUAAAAUUAUAGCAAUGUAAUGGUAUUGUAAAAUAUAUAUUUUUUGUUAUCUAGAUUUA
This is a messenger RNA of Frieseomelitta varia, 1507 nucleotides long. It is a transcript of the gene Snx6, whose product is annotated as sorting nexin-6. Gene Ontology annotation, biological process: phagosome-lysosome fusion involved in apoptotic cell clearance. The record is from RefSeq and is a predicted model, not a curated record. NCBI's taxonomy places the organism in Eukaryota, Metazoa, Arthropoda, Insecta, Hymenoptera, Apidae. The transcript is spliced from 12 exons. Bases 145 to 1386 code for a protein of 413 amino acids. Gene Ontology annotation, molecular function: phosphatidylinositol binding.